AUGACGAGCCAGCCGAGUGUGUCGGUCCAGGCAGCCUUUGGGCUCUUUGACGACGACAGCAGUGACGAUGAGACAGCAACGCCGCCGCUGGUGGCACCUCCCACAGAAGUGCACGUUAAUACGCGUGCUGAAUCCAGGCCGGCGGUCGCCACGAGAGAUGAGCAGGAAGCAGCAGCUCCAGUCCCACGCAGUUUGUACGAGACCUGGGACGAUGUCAAGCCGUUGGCAGUCGGGCCCAUUGAUCUGGUCACGAGCUUUGACAGUGUCGGUGGAUCACGCGGAUACGUGGCAUUGAGGGAUUUGGAUCCGGGUACACAAGUGCUCGUGGAGCAGGUGUACGUGCCCUGGCCGCGCGACGUGGAUGCAUCAGACCCCGAGUUCUUUCUGGCCACGAUGGAGUCCGUGCUGGUGCGGCCUGAUCAUGCCGACAUUAUGGACCGUUUGAGCAAUUUGUACCCUGAAGAUCUCAGCGAGCUGCCGGAAGAACUGCUCGCUGCAGCAAGGGAGAAGUACGGCUUGCAAGUGGACGCGUUGUGCUUGAACUUUGAUUCCUUAGCACUCUCGCGCGACCAAGUGCUGCAGAAUGUACUGGCUAUGCAGUGCAACGCCUUCGACAGCGGUAUCUUCCUGUACAGUGCUAUGUUCAAUCACGAGUGUAACCCGAACUGUGUCAAGUUUACGCCCGAAGGUCUGGGACCGAAAGGUGCCGUGUCGGAGGUGCGGGUGGCACGACCCAUUGCCAAGGGAGAGCAGCUUACGAUUUCUUAUCUAUAUCCGCGCGAACAGAGUCGCGACAACAGACUGAAGAACCUUUGGGAGCAAUUUGGCUUUGAAUGCAAGUGUGAGCUCUGCAAGCGAGGGGAUAGCGUAUUGCCCCCACCAUCCAGUGCUGCUCGUGGCAGUGGUGGCACGAAGCCGUGCAUGCAAGACUUGGAAAAGGUGCUAGCUGCUGCAGAGGAGGUGAUUCGAGCGAAGCCGAAAAGUGCUGCUGCUGCGUUAUCGGUAGCGCUGGAGGCACUCUCAGACGCGCUGGAAAUUGCAGCUCAUGAUCACCUGGUAUUUAUGCGCAUCCACAAGUUGGUAGCGGACUCGUGUGAUCUGCUUCUGCGCACGAAGUCUGAGCGACUUUGUGAGUACUCGAUUCUGUUCCUGCGCAGCAGUUACGAGCUGCUCGAGCUUCAGCGGACGUACCUGAACCCGGACCACAUCGAUCUCGCACGUACGUUGAAUGACGUAAGUCAGGGCAUCCAGCUGCUGUUGUCUUACGAUCCGACGGUGCUGCUCACGGAGUUCCCCGAAUGGAAAGACUUCCGCCAUGCAUCGGUCGUUGAGAACCAGUAUCGCCAAGAGUAUAAACGGCUGAAGCGAGUUUACGAAUAG
Molecule: messenger RNA, 1380 nt
Organism: Hyaloperonospora brassicae
Lineage: Eukaryota; Oomycota; Peronosporomycetes; Peronosporales; Peronosporaceae
Source: the annotation of a GenBank genome assembly